UUAUGAAAAUAGCUAAUUUCAUAUCAAGGCUUCAAAAAUCCAUCUAUUAAUUUAGUUAAAUCAAUGCUAAAUUAGCAAUUGUAGUAUUUACCAAUGGUCAGAGAGAUGAAAACUUCAAAUAAAGAUUUCCAGGAGCUAAAUAAAUCUUUUAAUUUGAUGAAUAAUAGAAGGAAAGAGAAGUGAAAAUAAUAGAAGACUAGAGAGAAAUCAUAAGUAUAUAAUAUUUAGUCAUAAGAGUUUAAUGAUUCUAGUUAUUUGGGAUCAUAUGUUAACAAAAUCUUCAAAAACCCAAAAUAAACAGCAACAAGGUUUCAUUUUGCUUAAGUUGAAUUUUUGAAUAAAGACUAUUGGUACCAUUUAUAUGAAAUUAUUGGUACAAUGGAUAUAGAAUGUAUUAAUUUGAAUAAUUGAAAAAAGAAUCAAUGAUAGAAAUAAGAAUAAAAUAAGAUGUAUUGAAAGAAUGCUUAGAAUUCUAAUUGGAAAAUUUAGAGUAAUACAGGGGUUUAUUUGUUUAAAAAAUUGUUAAUAUAGGAAUAAUUAGCUAAUUUUAGAUAAGUCUUAAAUCUUAUUAGACAGAAAAUGAUUAAACUGAAGUAUUUACAUUGAAUUGUUUGAAUUCCAAAGAAGACAGUUUCUAUUGGGGUUUAAGAAAGUUGGUAAAAAAUGAUUGUUAAACUUAGUUGUAUAAGUCAGAUGGAAAAAUAUAUGAAUAGGUAGCUUAGAGAGCGAUGAAUAAGAAGCCUCAAGAAAUAGUUGGUGAGGUAUACCCUUAACUGGAAUGAUAAAAAUAAUAUAAAUUAUUU
Paramecium sonneborni is the source of this 803-nucleotide messenger RNA. NCBI's taxonomy places the organism in Eukaryota, Ciliophora, Oligohymenophorea, Peniculida, Parameciidae. The record is from the annotation of a GenBank genome assembly.